This is a messenger RNA of Drepanopeziza brunnea f. sp. 'multigermtubi' MB_m1, 681 nucleotides long. Lineage: Eukaryota; Fungi; Ascomycota; Leotiomycetes; Helotiales; Drepanopezizaceae. The record is from RefSeq and is a predicted model, not a curated record.
AUGCCAAAGGAUCAAAGAGAAGCAGACCCAUCCGAAUCCUUCUCGGUAUCAACAGAGAUCUUGAUAGAACAGAUAUCUCUAUCAUCUCACGCUGGGUCCAGCGCCAGGCACAAGUCAACAUCGCCAAAGCCCAGCGACGUCGACGCAGGUCAUCAGGAUGAAGAGCCGCUCUUGGCUUCAGAGCCGAGGAGUGUGAUUGCUAUCACCAGUCUGCUCAUGAUCGGUACACGCCUUCUAUCUCUAUCUCUGAAGAGAUUGAUCCGCACUGCCCUCUCCUCUCUUACUCAUUUGCGUACUUCACUUCUUCUUCUUCUUGUUGUCGUCAUCGUACCGCUCUCGCCCCCGCGCCUCCAGCUCACGAAUGAGCUCCCCGUCCUUCGCAUCCGCAGACGCGAGCGAAAGCGCACCUCUGCUCGCCAAUCCUCCGGGGGCGUGACGCUCUUGUUGAUCGCGGCUGCGGCUGCGGUGGGCGUUACUACUGACCACGGGAGCUCCAUGUUGCUAGUAGGCCGGAGAGAGAGGGAGAGAGAGGAAUUCUCAAGAAAAGCAGGAGAGCGACAUUCACAGAAAAGAAAGAGAUCGCCUUUUUCUCCGGCGGUGCAAAGAGUAUCAGGUUGGAGCCCAGCAGAAGAUACCCUCACUGAAGUCUCAAACCCAUCAACAUGGACACUACCCAGUUGA